This is a messenger RNA of Colletotrichum tamarilloi, 165 nucleotides long. RefSeq lists its product as uncharacterized. The record is from RefSeq and is a predicted model, not a curated record. Lineage: Eukaryota; Fungi; Ascomycota; Sordariomycetes; Glomerellales; Glomerellaceae. The transcript has a single exon. Bases 1 to 165 code for a protein of 54 amino acids.
AUGCUUUUACUCGAUCGCUUACCUUUUACGUGUCGUGCCAUUACUUUUGUUACUUACGUUCUACUGGGCUCAAAAGUGACCCCCUUGCCUUGUUCCAACGCCGGUCAUCAUCAAUAUGCAGCCACCGAUACGCUCCCUCGACUGAUUCGGUUGAAAGCUGAGUAG